This is a messenger RNA of Podarcis lilfordi (Lilford's wall lizard), 20183 nucleotides long. The record is from the annotation of a GenBank genome assembly. NCBI's taxonomy places the organism in Eukaryota, Metazoa, Chordata, Lepidosauria, Squamata, Lacertidae.
AUGCGCAGCCGCGCCCUGCGGAGCGGAGGCGUCCCAGGGGACCCGGAAGCUGCCGAUCCCGGCGCGAGUCUACCCAAACGCGGCCGAGUCUAUACUAUAGGCGUGGCUCCCUCGGCGCAGGCGCAGCACCGCCUCCCGGGCAUGCGCGGACGGGCGGCGCAGGCGCAGUGCGGGGGGCCAGCUGCUGGGCGAGGGGCUUCGGGCCGGGGCCGCGCGGCGGGAAGAGAGGUGAGCCCCGCCCCCUCCCCAGCCCCGCCCCCUCGGGGACCCCCCCCCCGGGACCCCCCCCGGCCGGCAGCGGCGCCUCCUCCUCCUCCUUCUGCUGCUGCUGCUGCUGCUGCCAGCCCGUGCGGGAGAGGCUAGGCUGGGUCGGCUGGGGGGGGGGAGAGGGAGACCCCCCACCCCUGGCAGGCCGCCCCCCCCGCUUCCCGGGCCUCUCCUGUUCCCCCCUCCCCAGCCCCGCCCCCUCGGACACCCCCCCCCCGGCCCGCAGCGGCGCCUCCUCCAGCUGCUGCCAGCCCGUGCGGGAGAGGCGGGGGGGGGAGAGGGAGACCCCCACCCCCUGGCAGGCCGCCCCCCACCCCCGCUUCCCGGGCCUCUCCUGCCCCCCCGCCCCAUCCGGGUCCUUUCACCCCGCCCCCCCCCCCCGCCUCGACCCCCCCCCCGCCCCACUGGCACCUGACCCUGUCACGGGGGGGGGGGCUGGCAGUAGGAGCAGGGCCGGAUUGAGGUUGGAACGGCCCUCAGCUCCUGAAGGUAACGGGGCCCUUUCCAGGUCCAGCUGUCCUUUGUCCACAACAAAUGGACCCUGUUUUCUGUGUCAAAUAAACGCUACGCAGUAUGUUCAUUGAUGGACCUCGUAGGCAUCUCAUUGGCACAUCACAGAAUAGGUAUUUUAUCAAAGUAAUUGUAGAAAUCAAAUACUAUAUAUUAAUAGUGAAAUACAAUUAAGAAGAAGUAUAUUAAUCGUGGGGACGCGGGCAGCGCUGUGGGUUAAACCCCAGAGCCUAGGGCUUGCCAAUCAGAAGGUCGGUGGUUCAAAUCCCCAUGAUGGGGUGAGCCACAACUGGACCUAAUGGUCAGGGGCCCCUUUACCUUUAUAUUAAUCGUGCAAUGAUUAUUAAGCUCUAACUUAAAAUGAUUUUUUAUUCAUAGCGAACUUAACAAUGCAAACGCAUUGGCAUUGGGCAAUGACAAAAGUUCCUUUAGAAACACAGUUUGCAAAGACUCAUAAUCUAGUCCCCAGAAACUUGCUAUAAAGUGAAGUAAUAAUAGCAAACCAGGGAUAUUUGAGGGAGCAGGCAGCGCCCAUGGCUUACAUCAUAGGAGCCGACACAACACGAAACACUGUCUCUGUAUGUAGGUUUUAGUUUAUUAGCUUUCAUAUCUUAUAUUUUGGAAAUAUACUUCCAGGUUUUUUGCUUUAAUUUCUUUUGAGGGGGCCCCCAAGAGAGUGGGGCCCUAAGCUAGAGCUUGUUUAGCUUAUACCUAAAUCCAGCACUGCAUGGGGGGGGGCAGCAAUAGGAGGCAGGAUGGGGCUUACAGAUUCUCUCCCCAUCCAAAGUGUGGGUGCUGUUGCAGAAAGCACCUUAUGCCCCCCCUCCCCGAGUUGGGGGGAGCCCUGUAGCAAAAGCCUCUGGUGUUCAGGUCAGACGCUGAGAGACCAGGCAAGUUGCACGUGUGCAGCCCAUGAGGGUCCCCCCCAAAGGGAGGGGGGCUUUUCUCCUUUGAGUGCCCUGGUGGCACCGGAAUGGCUUCCCAAACUGCCAUUGUUUGGCUGGCGUUUGUGCUGCGUUUGGCGUCCUUGGAGACCCCAUGAGGACCAGCAGCCCUUCCUUGCCUGCUCCUGCCCGGGAGCUGUUCCUCCAGAAUGUGGCAGGGCACCUGCCUGGCACGCAGGAAGUCCCGCCUUCAGCCCUGGCAGAAUAUCCAGGAAAACCUGGGACAGAACCUGUCCUGAAAUCCUGCAGAGACGCGACCAUCCAUCAGUGUGGGCAGUACAGUAUUGAGGGACACGGGUGGCGCUGUGGUCUAAACCACAGAGCCUAGGACUUGCCGAUCAGAAGGUCGGCAGUUCGAAUCCCGGCGACGGGGUGAGCUCCCGUUGCUCGGUCCCUGCUCCAGCCAGCCUAGCAGUUCAAAAGCACGUCAAAGUGCAAGUAGAUAAAUAGGUACCGCUCCAGCGGGAAGGUAAACGGCGUUUCCGUGCGCUGCUCUGGUUCGCCAGAAGCGGCUUAGUCAUGCUGGCCACAUGACCCGGAAGCUGUACGCUGGUUCCCUCGGCCAGUAAAGCGAGAUGAGUGCCGCAACCCCAGAGUCAGCCACGACUGGACCUAAUGGUCAGGGGUCCCUUUACCUUUACCACUGUAUUGAGCUAGAUGGGCUACUUGUGUUUGUUUAUUUUGCCAAAGUUAUGCACCACUUGAGUGUAGGAAACACCCCCCACCCCAGGGUUUCACAGAAAAAGAAGACAGGAAAAAUUGAUAACCAUAUGUCUUGGAUGCUUUAACUGAGAUUCCUUCCAACUCAACAGCUCUCUGGUAUAAAAAGUUAAAAUACUGAAACAGAUAAAAAUUCACAUCAACUUUCUAAGCACCUUUAGGCAGCCUUGUCUGCUUGACGUACUUGUACUGAAGGUCUGACUCGGCACAGGGAGGCUCUUUUGCUCUUGUUAUGAACCCCGCCUGCUAGCCUCCCCUUGGGGCGUCUGGUGGGCCUCUGUGGGGACAGGAUCCUGGAUGAGGCGGGUGGUCAGCCUGACCCAGCUGCAUGGCUCUUCUCACGCCCUGAUGUUCCCUUGCAGCUCUCAGAGCCAGCCCAGCCCCCCGGCGCCAUGGAGAAGUUUGGCAUGAACUUUGGGGGCGGUCCCAGCAAGAAGGACCUGCAGGAGACCAUCGAGGUGCAGAAGAAGCAGCUGUUGCAGUACCAGGGGCGCCUGAAGGACGUGGUGCGGGCCUACAAGAGUCUCCUCAAGGAGAAGGAGGCGCUGGAGGCCAGCUUGAAGGUCCUGUCGGUCUCCCACGAGGUGGACGCCGGGCUGGGCAGCGGGGUGGCCCAGCCCCCGGGGGUGGCUGGCUCCUCCAGCCCGGACCUGAGUGAGGACCAGAGCUCGGUCCACAGCGAGGACAGUCAUGGGACAGCUGCCAGUCUGGCCAGCGUGAGGGGGGACCUGGUGGGCAUGGAAGAAGGGACGGUGGCAGUGGCAACCGCAGCCUCUCCCUCGAAGCUGGAGGAGACCAGCAGCUCCGAAAGCAGCGGCGUGAGCUCUGGCAGCGGAGAGCUGAUUGUGGGGGGCACCGGUGAGUCAGACAGGAGGGUCCUGCAGCUGAAGACUCAGCUGGCCACGCUGACCAGCGCCCUGGCCACCGUCACGCAGGAGAAGUCUCGGAUGGAGGCCUCCUACCAGGCCGACAAGAAGAAGGCCAAGCAGGAAAUGGAGAGCGCCAGCCGCAGAGCCGAGGAGGAGAGGAGCCGGCUGGAGGCCGAGGUCAAGGAGGCGCAGGAGCAGCUGGCCGAGGUCAAGGCCCGCCUCAUCGCGCAGCAGCACGACCGGGCGCAGGAGCAGGGCGACCACGCCGUCAUGCUGCGGGAGCUGCAGCGCCUGCUCCAGAGCGAGCGCGCCCUGCGCCAGGAGGCGGAGCUGGGCCUGGAGGAGGCCCGCGAGGCCCUGGCCGGGAAGGCGGGCGUGGCAGACCGGGCGGAGGGGGCCGAGCACCAGGCCCGGCAGCUGGGACGCGAGGUGGAGGAGCUGAGGCGGCAGCUGAGGGCCCUGCGGGAGGAGAGCGCCCGGCCGGACCCGCAGGUGCAGGAGCUGCAGGCCGAGGCGGCCAGCCUGAGGAGCCACUUCCAGGCGCAGCUGCUGCAGGAGAUGCGGAAGGUGAGCACAGGGCAGGGAGUGGAAGGGGCCCUCUCUCCCAAGGGGGUGGGUUUGCCUUCCUUGGGGGGCCACUGUGAUUCCUGCGCUGCAGGGGUUUGGACUACCGUAUUUUUCGCUCCAUAAGAAGCACCCGACCAUAAGACGCACCUAGUUUUCAGAGGAGGAAAACAGGGAAAAAAUAUUCUGAAUCAAAUGUUGUACUAAACUAAUAAACUACUGGUAUAUCAGAGUGAGACUGAGAGGGACAGGAGCUAUAUGUUUGUUUAGCAUGCGUGCUCAAAGAGCCAGCUGAGAUGCUGGGGGAUUUGCGUAAUUUUCCCCUCUCCCUCAUCCCAGUGCUCUCCCAUCCCCAGCAGCCUUCCUGUUUUACCUCCUGGUUUUCACUGCUCUUGUGGCUCAGAGCUCAAGGUUGGGUUUUUGUUUUGUUUUUGCUGCUAGUUGCUUAAAUUUGAUCCUUCCCGACCCAACCCCUCCUGUGCCCUGCCGUCCCUCUGCAGCCUCAUUGCUCCAUUUAGGGAGCGUGCGGACCUUUGCUAGCUGAGGCUGCUGCAGCUGUUGCUGGCUAUGCACCACUUUCAAAAGCGCCUGCUGGCUUUGAAUCGCCUGCCUCCUCCCGGCUCGCUGUAAAGCAAGCAAAGCGAGAGCCUCGUAGAGCAUGUAAGCGGCUCUCACUUUGCUUACUUUUAGAGAGUGACAGACGGGAGCCACAGCUCCUCCUGGCUGUACAGCAAAGCAAAGCGAUGGAUCCAAACUACAAGAAAGAAGAUUCCACCUAAACAUUAGGAAGAACUUCCUGACAGUAAGAGCUGUUUGACAGUGGAAUUUGCUGCCAAGUAGUGUGGUGGAGUCUCCUUCUUUGGAGGUCUUUAAGCAGAGGCUUGACAACCAUAUGUCAGGAGUGCUCUGAUGGUGUUUCCUGCUUGGCAGGGGGUUGGACUCGAUGGCCCUUGUGGUCUCUUCCAACUCUAUGAUUCUAUGAAAGCUAGAGCCACGCAAAGCGGGACAGAAGCCCUGUAAGCGGCUCCCGCUUUGCUUGACUGACGGGAGCCAUGGCUCCGGUCCAGUGCAUUCGCUCCAUAAGACGCACAGGCAUUUUCCCUUUCUUUUUAGAAGGAAAAAAGUGUGUCUUAUGGAGCGAAAAAUACGGUAGAUGACUCAGGGAGCCCCUUCCAGCUCUGCAAGUCUGUGAUUCCCUCCUGAGCGGAGCCCCAAAGCAGGCACAGUCCUUUACCUACAUGGUCCCUUGACUUCUCCUGCUCACCACAGGGUGGGGGUCACUCUUACUGGCCCCCUCCAUGAGGCCUGUGGACGUCAUGCCAGCCUGGAGCCUUUUGGGGGGAAGAGCAGCCUUCGCCAGCCUGGUGGCCUCCAGAUAUUUUGGGCAGCAGCUCCCGUCCUCUGUGGGGGCAGUAGGUUGGCUCAGGCUGGUGGCAUGACUCCCUGGCAGAGCCAAGCGAUGCUUCUUCCCCACCUCCUGGCCAGGCUGGAGAUCCUCCCAGGCAGGUGGAGAAAGCCUUUGAUAGUGUUUCUUGGUCAUUUUCGAUUAAGGUAAUUGAGAAAAUGGAAACAGGUAAUUCUUUCCUGGCUGGAAUUGAAGAGAUCUAUACUGAUCAAUCCACAGAUAUAUUCUUUCGGACAAAUGCCAAAUAGAAAAAGAAAUGAGACAAGCUUGUCCCGUAUCUCUGUUGUUUAUUAUGGCAUUAGAAAUAGUGCUUCGGAAUAUAAGGAGAAAUAGGGAACUUAAAGAUACUGAGGUGGGACGUAGAGUCUAUAAACUUAGGGUGUUUGCUGAUGGUGUGGUGUUGACAUUGGAGCAACCUUUGGAGAGUGUUCCAAAAGCGUGAGAAGAAAUCAAAAGGUUUGGAGACGUGGCAGGUUUUAAAACAAAACCAGGCUGGGUGGGUUCCCGCUGGUCUCAUCCAGCAGCCUCUUCUCAUGUCCUUCUGUUUCUCCUCCCCCCGCAGACGGCUCAAGCGGAGGAUCGGAUCCAGCUGGAGGAGCAGCGGGUGGCCAGCUUGGAGGCCCAGAUCUCGGAGGUCUCUGAACUCCUGGGCACCUACGAGAAAGCCAAGCAGAAGGACCAGCUGGCCAUCCAGAAGCUGAAGGACCGCAUCGCUCAGCUGGACCUGGAGAACAAGACCCUGGCCAUGGCUGCCUCCGGCCGCUCCCCGCUGGACCUCGCGGCCUUCGAGGAGAGUAGCCUGGACGUCAACGUCCUGAAGGACCGCAUGGAGAAGCUGAAGGAGUUGCUGCAGGAAGCCACCAAGCACAGCCCGGCGUCCGCCCAGGAGAUCGAAGCCUUCUGCAGGCUGGAGCCCCCCAAGAGUGGCACGGAGACGGGGGACGGCGAGAAGGCCACCGCGGCCUACUACCAGCAGGAGCUGAAGCAGCUGAAGGAGGAGUUUGAGAGGUACAAGCAGAGGGCCCAGGUGGUCCUCAAGAACAAGUCGGCCAAGGACGGGAGCUUGGCCAAGGAGCUGGAGGCGGCGCAGGAGCAGCUGGCCGAACUGAAGGAGAAGCACGUCGCCCUGCGGCUCUCCUGCGAGGAGGGCGCCCGGCAGCGUCGCCAGGAGGCGGAGGCCUGGCGCCAGGAGGCGGCCCGCCUGCAGCAGCAGCACAGGCAGGAGCUGGAGAGGAGCCAGCUGGGCUUCCAGGAGAAGGUCCUGCGCCUGGAGGAGGAGGUGCACAAGCAGCGCGACCGGGCGCUGGCCGUCCUGGCCGAGAAGGACCAGGAGCUGGAGCAGCUGAGGGCCCUGGUGCUGCCGUACUACGGGCUGCAGGGGCCCAAGCAGGGCCCGGCCCAAGCGGGAGGGCUCCAGAGCGGGGACCCGAAGGGGGACGAGGGGGACGUCUCCCUGGAGACCCUGACGCAGGCCCUGCACCUGGCGGCGCCCAAGGAGCCGGCCUUCCUGCUGUACACGGAGCAGCUGGCCCGGAAGGAGGUGGAGGCCUCGGCCCUGAAGAAGCAGAAGCGCAGCCUGGAGGCGGCCGUGCGGCAGCUGCAGGAGAGGCUCCUGGAGGAGGCUGAGCGGCACCGGGAGGAGGUCUCAGGCCUGCAGGGCCGCCUGCAGAAGAGCGCCCGGGACCAGGGCCGGGAAGGCGCCAACCUGGAGUACCUCAAGAACAUUUUCUACCGCUUUCUGACGCUGACGGACUUGCUGGGGCGGCAGCAGACGCUGACGGCCAUCUUGACUAUCUUGCAUUUCAGCCCCGAGGAGAAGCAGGCCGUGCUCAGCCAGGCAGGGGGCGCAGGCAGCUGGUGGCCUUCAGGGAAGAGGUGAGCCCCCUGGGCUGCCGUGGGGCCGGCUGCUCUGCCCAGAGGGUGCCCAGGUGCCCAGGAGGAGGAGGUUGCGGGUCUGGCAGUUCCUCUACCCGCAGCUGUGGGCUCUGAGCGCCUUUCUGCUGCCAGGAUCCGCCCAAGAGCCAUUUCUUGAAAGGGACCAUGAUCUGGGAGAUGGGGGGAUUUUGAAUCAAGUGGGUUUUUUUGGGGGGGGGUGUCUUCUUUUGCCAACUGGGGGAAUUCUUGCAGGCUGCGUUUGGGGUUUUCUUCUUCCUGCCUCUCAAGCUUCAACUUGGUUUGUGAUCUGUAAAUAAAAAGGACCAGCAACCAGAGACUGUGCUGUGGGCAAAUGCCUCUUGGUCUUUGGGAGCAGGAUGCGGCACGUGGGGCACCCAGGGGUGGAGCUGGGGCGGGGGGGCAGAGGAAGAGGGCCCCUCUCCAGGGUCAAAGGGCUUCUUUGACUUGGGAGGUGGCUCCUUGGGAGCUGGGUGAACUCAGGGAGAGGAGGCCAGCCACAUCAUGGGGGGGGGGGGCAUGUGGCUCUGCUGACCAGGCUGGCCCCCAUCGCAGGAGGGUGGGGGGCAGAGCACCCUGCGGAUUUGCCUGGCGAGGGCUCAGCGCUCGGCAUCCCCACCUGGAGAGGGCCGGGGUGCGUGUGUCGGGCUGGGAAGAGCUCCCUGCCUGAGGUCCUGGGCCAGAGGGGUGGAGAGUUGGGCAAUGUCCCGGGAUCUGAAUCUCACACAGAACCCUCCAGGGUUUAGGCAGUGGAAGCUGCCAUUCCUGCAUUGCAGGGGGUUGGGCUGGAUGACCGCACGGGUCCCUUUCUAAAGUUCUAUGAAUCUGUGAGCAUCUUGCGGGGGACAAGCUCCAGUGGCCGUACUCUGGCUGAACGCCCAGCCCUGGGAUUGGGAAGGCCCCAUUGCGGGUGCCACCCCAUAGCCAGGCCUGCUGCUCUGUGGGUCCAGGGUGGGGGGGCUGCGCUCUGCCGCUUGACGCUGGUGGCCUGGCUUUGUCAAGCAGGGCAGAAGCGGAAAGGAAACAUUUGCCAGCUCUUGGAUUCGCAAUGAAGGUGAAGGAAAACACACGUCAGCCACUUGAGGACGGUUUGGAAAUGCGCUUGGUCCCUGUGGCACUUUUUAUUUUGCAAAACAGCUGUGAUUCCUGCACUUCAGGGGCUGGGCUACAUGAGCCCUGGGGUCCUUUCCGACUCUUGUGAUUCUGCAGUCCCCUGUACCCUCCCAGCUGCUGCGAGGGGCAAAGUGCCUUCAUGGGCCUCUGCUCAUCCUGCACAAUGCCUCUCCCUGACGGCAGGCCCAGCUUUUUCUGCAGCGCUCAGGGCACCUGUGGAACUCCCUGCUGCCAGGUGCCCAGAAGCUCAGCAGCGUUAUCUGGCUUCCAGAAAGGCAAGGCCUCCCUCCUGCCCCCCGAGUAGCAGCUGCCUCAGAGGCUCCUCAUCCCUGCAGCAAGAGCUGCCCCCAUACACACAUUCGCAUAGCUAAAAGGGCCUCUUUCUAUGGGGCCACGUGGGAACUGUGUGGUUGGGCUGGAGCCCAGGAGACCCUCGUCCCUCACCCCUCUGCAGGCCCCUGGCUGAUGUCCUGCAUUCCUUUGGUUUUCUUUGCCUCCUCCGGGGAAACUGAGGACCACCCUGCCCAUUGGCUGGCCUCCUGUGAUGUCACGAGGUGUUCCCCUGCGCAGGGACCUGGGAAGGUUGCAGCGGGGUGGGGACAGCGAGCAGCCGUGUCUGGGUGGGGGGCUAAGCAGGACCCCUCUUCCUUGGCAGACUGGCGAGCCAGCUACUGGCACGCGAAAAAGUCUUCAUUCUGUGGGUGGGCGGGCAAUUUGCUGCACAGGGCCUCCUCCCCGGAAGACAUGAAGGGGUAGCAGUCCAGCAGGGCAGGGAGGCGGUUGGGGGCUUAGCAAGACGUGCCAAGCAAGGCUUUCAAUCUCUGGGUGACCUUUGCCCUUCCUGAAACCCUCCCCUGCUUCAGGUUUGAUCUGAAGCAUUCUGUGCCUGAUUGCUCUCAAGGGGAAACCGAGGCAGGGCUGCUGCUAGCCGGGGGAGAGCUGCCUGCUGCUCUUUCUCCCCACAGGAAAUUGCCGGCCUCCUCCGACUCCUCCCUCUCCUCUGCUUGGGCAUGAAGUGGCGCAGCUCUUACCUGGCGGCUGCUGCUUCCUGCUCCUGAGCCCAAGGAAAACACCUUGUGCAAACAAAGUCAGCUGAGCGGCUGGUGGGGAAUUUCCCUGGGCAGCGGAGCCCGCAGGGAGGGCAGGUGGUGCUCUGUGGCCCCUCCAGCCGUAGCCCCACCAUGGCCGAGCGAGGCAGGAGUGGAGCUGCCCUUCCGGACGAAGAGGUACCCCCCCAUUCACCCCCCCACCUCACCCCGGGCAACUUUCCUGCUCCUCCGCCCACCCUUGGCUUGGGAGGAAUCUGCCUGGCGUGCCUUAGCCUGCCUGGCUCCGGCUGGGAAAGGCAGCCCCAUAGCCUGGGGGCAAGGUGGGUCCUCUAGCAGGUGGGCCCAGAGGUGUCCAGUGGGGAUGGGGGGGCAUACCUGGUUUAGCCACUCUGGUGUCUCUCUGCUGGGAAAAAUGAAAUCUGCUAGCCUCAGGGACUUCCUGAAUUUCUGUUCUUCGCCUGACCUAAGCAGUUUCCCAGGGCAAGAGGGGGCAGGAGCUGCGGGGCGGAGGGACGACCACCACGUCCCCAUUUGUGUCUUCCUCUGGCUUGGCAUCUCUUGGUUUGUGGAAACAUGCAGAGGAAGAGACCGGCUGCUGUGGGGCUGAGGUGGCCUCAGCUGCUUCUCUGCAGGGACCUCCUUGGCCCCCAUCCUGGUGGGACCCCCACCCCACCUUGGGGUCCUCAUCAUGGACAUCUGGUGAAUUACGGGGAACAGCAAACUGGAAAGGUGGGGGGGGGACUCUCAGCAGUCUAGUCACACCUUGACUGGAGUGCUUGUGUGGGGCACCUCCUAACCUAGACCUCUUGCCUGCAACCUCUAGGUCUUGGCCUUGGCGUGGGUCUGCCUGGUUGCCCUGGCUCUCAGGUGAGUGGCCAAAGACCACCUUUCCCUCCCUCCUUCCCUCCAGCCGGUCCUCUCCUCUGCCCUCCAAGCACAAGGGGAGCAGCCUGACCCCCUGUUGCCCUCCUCCUGGUGGGAUCUCCAGCCCCAUACUCUGUGGGUCGCAGGGAAUCCAGGUAGCUUUCAGGGGGCCUUUGAUGGUAGGGGGUGAGCAAGGGCACCCACAGGCUGUGCCCUUUGCCUGGGUGGGUCCUGGCUACUCGUCUGCCCGCCAUGGGGGGAGGGGGCGCCUGCAGAGUCCGCUUGCCUUGGCACCCCCCUCACCCGCCUUCUCUGGAGGCACCCGAGGGUGUCAGGCACAUCUGAGUCCAUAGCUGUCAACGUUUUCCUUUUUUUAAGGGAAAUUCCCUUAUUCCGAAUAGGAUUCCUUGCAAGAAAAGGGAAAAGUUGACAGCUAUGCAUCUGACACCAGCAGUUGAGGGCAGAGCAUAGGAGUCCAAGCUGCUCCUCUCCAAAUCCAAAUUUGGAGGAAAGAGGGAGCAGCCGGCCUCCCUCCCCAGGACGUGACAGGCCACACAAAAGACUUGCCCGGUUCUUGGGGGCUGCCUCCUCUGCUCAUGGGUAGGCGAUGGAGGGGGAGCUGGGUGGGGUGGGGGUUCCCCUGUCCCAAGCGAGAGCCCAGCUGACUCCUGGCCGUCUUUGUCUUGCAGCCUGCUGGGCAGCGGUUCCAUUGUGGCUGCCUCCCUCCUCCGAAGGCGAUGCUGCCAGGAUCAGGUCUGCCAGGGUGGGGUUUCCGACGCAGCCCCCCCCAUGCUUCGCCACCCGGGGCAUUGUUCUGCAGGAGCCCCCUGGGCGCACGGGAGAGUCGCUUGCAUUUGACAAGGGCUCUUCAAAAUCCUCACCUGAGUGCUGCCACCAAAGAGAGCAGCCUGCAAGAGGAUGGGCUGGAUGGGCUCAGAGCAAUCUGGGAGCCCCUCCCCCCAAGCUCCCCAUCCAGCCCAACUUAAAGUGGGGGGAGAGGGAGACUUUGAAGGGUUAGGGUUGCUGUAUUUCAAAACGUGAUAAUCCAGACAGAAAAGUUGUCAAGCUUUUCCCCAGAUGUCUAGAUUGUGCAGCAGGCUGAGCUCUGGGAAGGGGACAAGAGAAGCCGGGAGGGGGGCACUUCCCAGCCUGCCUGACCUUUGAGUCCCCUUCAAUCUGCAUGGGUAGGCAAAUUAAGGCCCAGGGGCUGGAUCCGGCCCAAUCGCCUUCUAAAUCUGGCCCAUGGACGGUCAGAGAAUCAGCGUGUUUUUACAUGAAUGUGUCCUUUUAUUUUAAAUGCAUCUUUGGGUUAUUUGUGGGGCACAGGAAUUUGUUCAUUUCCCCCCCCCCAAUAUAGUCCGGCCCCCCACAAGGUCUAAGGGACAGUGGACCGGCCCCCUGGUGAAAAAGUUUGCUGACCCCUGGUCCAGAGGGUGGUCUCUGGGUGCAGGGGGGCAGAGGGGUCCUGCCGGUUGCUGGUCUGGAGCUGGCCCUGACCCCUUGCUCUCCCCCCAGCUCUGCCCGCUCUUCCUCCUCUCCCUGGCGGAUCUCCUGGGUGCCUCGGCCCUCCUCUCCGCAGCUGCCAUCCAGCUCCUUCCACCGCGGCUCUUCGUCUCGGCCUACCAAGCCUGUCCCUACCUGCUGAUGCUGGGCCUGGUAAGGCAGCCGUCGAUCUGCCCGGCAGGGGCGUGUGGCAGCCGCCUGUCGCACCAGUGGGUGGCAUGGAAUGCAGUCAGCUGCCUUGCUCUGAGCCAGCUCAGAAUUACCUGCCCUGACUGGCAGCCACGGCUCUCCAGGUUUUCAGGCGGAGGAGUCUCUCCAAGCCCCACCUGGAGAUGCUAAGGGGGAUUUGAACCCAGGACCUUCGGCUUGCAAGGUGGCUCUGCCACCCCUUCCUGGGGUCUCAUGGCUGCCCCCCUUGCUGAGAGCUUGACCCAAGUGAGUCCUGCCAGUUCCUGCAGACAGACGGAUGGGCAGCCUCCUGGCUCUGGAACCAGCCCACCAGCUCUGCCCAGGUCAGGGCGCCCCCUGCCUUGUUCCAGAGCCAGGUUCGCCCCCUCUGUCCCCUGCCAGGCCCCUCUUGGCGCUCACCUGCCCUUGCCCUGCCUUCCUCUUCCCCAGAUGUUCUACGCCAUUUCUCUGCUGAUGGUCGUCGUCUAUGCCUACGAAGUGAAGCGAGCUCUGGGGGGCUGGAGGGAGGCCCCUUCCUCUGCCCUGCUGCAGGUAGGAAGGGCGCAGGGCCCCUGCCUGGCCUCUGAGAGCUUAGGAGGGACCCCAAGAGUCAUCUAGUCCAGCCCCUCGCAAUGCCUCAAUCAAAGCCAAGAUGGCGGAGGGUCUCCUCACCAAACGUGAGGCUUCUUCUACCCAUUGGCAAUGGGAGUUCCUGCAUUUCCGCUGGGGUCCUCCAGGUUUUUUGAGCCCCAGGCACCCUGCUGGCCGGCACUGAUGGGAGUUGUAGUCCAACAUGCCUGGAGGGGGGGCACCAGCCUGAGCAAGGCUGCGCCAGGGGGGUGCUGGCCAGCCUUGGAGAGGGGGCGUCUGCAAGGACUUGGGCUGCUCCUUCUAGGGCAGGGGUCCCCAAACUAAGGCCCGUGGGCCUGAUAAGGCCCGAGGGACUCGUUUAUCCGGUCCACGGUGACCCCCGCUGCCGUUGCCCGCUCUUACUGGCACUGCACUGUGCGGCUGCCCACUUGCGGGUCGGAGGAGCACCGGAAAUAGCUUGUGCGCAUGCGCAAGCGUUAUUUCUGGUGCACAUCCGGGUCGGAGGAGGUCCAUGCACAUGCGCACAAGCUAUUUCUGGUGCUCCUCCAACCCGGAAGUAGCAUGUGGGCACGCGUAUGGGCACAGGCUCCCCUGCCCUCCGGCCCACUGCCCGAUCGGCGCUGGAGACACCGGCCCAAGGCACAGUAAGUUUGCUGACCCCUGUUCUGGGGCCUGGCUCCAUAGAGGGGGCCUCCGCCCAUGGGUGCCCAAGAUGCUCUGGCUGGGCAAGGCUCUGGCAGAGGCCCCUGCCCAGUUGGGGGAGGCUCAAGAGGCUGGGGGGCACCUGGGGGAGACACAAGCAGGAGAAAGGGGGACUUGGGUGAUUCCCGGCGGGUGUUUGCCUUUGCUAAGGAGGCUGCCUUCCUCUCAGCUGCCGUCUCUGUUUCCCUCCAAGGAGGAGAGCGGCAGGUUCAACGAGAGACUCCGAAUAAAUCUGCCCCGUCUCUUGGCCUGGUAGGUGCAACUGACUGGCGGGGACUGUCCUGCCACCCUUUCCCUUUGGGAGGGGGCCCUCUUGGCCCCUGGAGGCCACACGAGGCGAAGCCACCUCUCAGCCCCACUGCCUCUGAGCCAUCUCCUUCCACAACACCCCACCCUGUGUCUUCUCGCAAUAAAGGCUGCUCCCGUUCCUGGUCUUCGUGGUCCUGCUGGUGAUUCGAGGCUCAUCCCUGAGAGAUGUGGCACCCUGGGCCUUCCCCCCAUUGGCGUUACAGGCUGGCAACGGCUCGCGAGGGUCCCACGGCCUCUACUGCUCCAGGUAGAACCUGCCCCCCUUCCUCUCCCUUGGGAUGGGGUGGGAUUUUGCAGAGGAGGGUGGUCUCUUGCGUCCAGCUAGCCAAACCCUCCCACUUUCCUUCCAGCUGCCUGAUCCUCAUCCGCCACUCGCAUGACACCUGCUACAAGGUACUGCCCCCCCCCAGUGCUUCCUCCAUCAGCUGCUUCCUCUCCCUGUUGGUCUGGGAUGCCCUUUCUUGGACCCCACCCCCAUCCUUUAGGGGCACAAGGUCCCUUAGUUCUGGGUGAAGGGGCCCCCAGCAACAGCAGGGUUGUGGUGCUGUGAAACCAGCUGCCCCCCCCAGCUCCCCUGGAGGACCAGACGGCCGUCCCAAAGGCUGCCUCCUUCACCUCCUUCUCAGGUGGUGAUAGUGCCCAGAUAUUGGCAUGGGGCUAGUCUCAUGGGGUCCCAAGGAUCAUCCAAACUAACCCCAAGCCCCCUGAAUCUCUGGUUGAACUUGGGGAGGUUUGUUCCCCUUCCAUUUCCAGUAUUCCUCCUGGCAGCAUCUCUCCUGUCACAGGAGAGCAGGAACUCGCUGCCCCCCAAAACAGAGGGUGAUGGGAUUCUCAGGAGACCCUCCUGUCCGCCUGGGCAGCUGAGCCCCAAUAGGGGUGGGCAAAGUGCCCCCAUGGGCUUCAGAGGCUCUUUCCAGAACACUUGCAGAAGGGCCACGGGGCCUGUUUCCAUGGGGGGGGUUACCCUUGGACCCCACCCGCCAGUGUUGGCCCCCUUACUGAGGAGCUUCCCCCCUCCCCUCCCAGUACACAGGCAGGAACGACUCUGGCAAAGAAGUCAAGAUCUUCUUUCUCGUCUUCGUCUCUCUGGUUGUCGCCUGCUGCACAGUAAGUGUGCCCGUCCGUCCGUCUGCCCGUGUAAGUGUGGGCAUCCACCAGGGCCUGUUUAUUUAUUUUUGAAAUAUGCUGAGAGUGGAUUUCAUGCUCUUUAUUCAUCUCAUAGUAGUGAGGAAUGGAAGUUCCCCUGAGAUGUCUGCUUUAUAUACAUUAUUUACGCAAUGGGCCGCACGUGAUUGGCUAAUUCCGGGAUUCACCUGUAGACCAAUCAGGUUGUGGAUUCACUUCCACCUGGAGCUGGAUUGGGUGACUCCUGCGGACCAAUCAGACUGCUGCAUUCUGGAUCCUAUUGUUCUAGGACCAAUCAGACUGCUGCAUUCUGGAUCCUAUUGUUCUAGGACCAAUCAACCCCCCCCCACUCCCGCAAUACACAAAUCCACCCUCAUUAAACGUGAACAUAACAUACAAUAAGGAAACAACCAAAUAAGAGACUUCCUUUAUCCUGUAUCUGGCCUCCUUAUUUACUUCUUAUAAACUGUUUCCUUUAUGAAUAAUUAUUUAGAUUUUUCUAAUUAUAACUUAAAUAUCCACAAAGUCUCCUGCAGACAUUAAUCAAAACAAGUCCAGGUAUUUUAGGGCACUGUUUUGUGAAGUAUUCUCUGCAUUUUCCCCAUGCUUUUUGAAACUCUCGUCUAGUGUGAUCUCUACUAAUUGCCUCUGUUAAUCUAGCCAGUUCAAUAUACUCUUAACAGUUUAUCUUGCCAUUCCAUUUUUGUUGGCACAGUUUCUUUUUCCCAGUUUUUAGCAGUUAGGAUCCUUGCCGCUCCUGUGGCAUAGAGAAAUAUUUUCUGAUCUUCUCUUGUUAUACCUGUGUCCGUUAUCCCUAGUAGAAAAUCUUCUAUAUUUUUCAUAAAAUUAUACUUAAACAUUUUCUUAAGCUCGUCAUACACUGUGUUCCAGAAGCUUUUGAUUUUUCCACAGGUCCACCAAACAUGUAUAAGUCUCCCCUCUGUUUUACCACACCUCCAGCACAGAUUUGUUUUUGUCUUAUACAUUUUAGCUAUUUUGGUAGGUGUUAAGUACCAUCUGUUAAACAUCUUGAUUAGGUUUCCUCUCAAUACUUCACAGGCUGUAAAUUUCCAGUUCUUUCUCCAUAGUUCUUCCCAUGCUGUUAAUGGUUUUCCCAAUAUCUAAAACCCACUUGAUCAUUACCUCCUUGGCCUGUUCAUCUUUGACCUCCCACUCCAAUAAUGUAUCAUACAUUUUUUAUAUUACCUUGGUUUUGUUUUUCUAAUAAUGAAGGUUCGUUUUAGAAACCUUUUUUUCUUAUCUGUCCUGAACACUUCGUGCAAUUGAUGGUAUUGGAUCCAACCUGUAAGGUGUUGUUUAAUUUCCUCAUCUUCCUAAUCUUUAAUUACCAAUUUAAUGUAUUUUUCCUUAAUCAGAUCUUUAUAUGUGGCCCAUUCUAACUCCAUAUUUUUCUUUUUUAUUGUAAUUGCUUCUAGAGGUGAUGCCCACCGUGGUGUUUUCGGUUCUAGGAGAUUUUUAUAUUUUGUCCAUGUUUUAUAUAAUGAUUUCCUUAGGACAUGAUUCAUAAAUCCCCUGUGUACUUUCCCUUUUUCAUAAGCUAAAUACGCAUGCCAACCAUAAUGAUUAUUAAACCCUUCUAGAUCUAACAAAUCACCGCCUUUUAACUUUACUUACAUUUCAAUGCAGGCAGCAAAUACGUCAAAAGUAUUUUACUCGGGUAAAAAUGGAGCCUGGUCUGAGGCCCAUUCACUGGCUGACCAAAUGACCCGCUCUUCUUGGCCAGGUGAAUGGGCAUGCCAAUGGGGAAAGAGCCCAGAGAAGGGUGGAGGGUCUGAGUUCUGCCCCUUUCCUUGCCCCUAAUGGCUGCCUCCCGCUGCCCCUGGCCAGGUCCUCUACUGCAGGGUGAAGUGCUGGUGUCGCCGCAGGCAGAGAGGUGGCCGCACCCUGACCCUGCCAUCUCCGGAGAGUGACGGCUGUGCCAUCAGAACCCGCAUCGCCUGCUUCUUCCAGCUGGUCUUCCUGGUCUGCUGGAUGCCAGGUGAGUGACCUAGGAGCCUUGUCUCCGUAGCACCGCUGAGAGACUGCUUUGGGGCCACUUGCCUUCCACGUUGCAAUACUUGGGUCUGAAGACAUGGAAAUCCAGCCUCAAGUCAUCUUCGAGGGGACAGAGGCAGACUCUCUUCUUGUUUGGCAAGCGUGGAGACCUCCAAGUUAAGCCUCAUCACUUACCUCCAGGUUUCUGAUGUUUAUUGAAUGAGUCGAGAACUCUCAAGACACAUUGUCUAACAACUACUCCCCACCCUUGGGGUGGAUCCCCACAUCAGAUACAGACCCUGAGAGCUUUCUUUGGGCUGCUGGGGGCGGGGAGAGUCUCUGGAAGCCAGCGUGGUAUUGUGGUUAAGAGCGGUGGACUCGUAAUCUGGUGAACCAGGUUCGCUUCCCCACUCCUCCACCUGCAGCUGCUGGGUGACCUUGGGCCAGUCACACUUCUUUGAAGUCUCUCAGCCCCACUCACCUCACAGAGUGUUUGUUGUGGGGGAGGAAGGGAAAGGAGAAUGUUAGCUGCUUUGAGGCUCCUUUGUUGUUGUUGUUGUUUAGUCGUUUAGUCGUGUCCGCCUCUUUGUGACCCCCUGGACCAGAGCACGCCAGGCCCUCCUGUCUUCCACUGCCUCCUGCAGUUUGAUCAAACUCAUGGUGGUCUCUUCAAGAACACUGUCCAACCAUUGAGGCUCCUUAGGGUAGUGAUAAAGCGGGAUAUCAAAUCCAAACCCUUCUUCUUCUUCUGAUCCAUCAGGUGGCAGGCGGUUUCCCCCCAGCGCAGAGACAAAGACCGCCCAGUUCAAUUUUAAAUCAGGGCUAUUAUGGGGUGUGUCUGCCAAGAUGGGCAGAGGGAUCAGCACCCAGGCAGAGGGGAUCCUGGAGGUUUGCUAAGUUGCCGCAUGUUGGCUGAACCCAACAUUUCGAACUGCGGAAAUACCUGGAAAAGGUGUAAAUGGAAGGAGCUCCCUCCCCCCUCCUCCCCAGAUGCCCCGUGUUUGUGCAUUUAUAGAAUUGCAGGCUUGUAGGGACCCCAAAGGGUCAUCUAGCCCAACCGCCCGCCCUGCAGGAAUCACAGCUGGAGAGUCCCAGAUGGGUGAGCCACCAAGGCAGGAGGGUCUGGCACCUUCCCAGAGAGUCUGUUCCACUGGCAAAGAGUAGUUCUGGGUUCCUUGGUGAGGGAGGGGUCAUGGGCGACAGGAGCCACCCUAAGCGGAUGGAAGAAAGAACUUGUUCCCUGGUGGCAGACAAAGGCCUUUUCAGGGUGGAGGGAGAGAGGGAAGGCUUAUAGGAACUCUGCUCUGCCAGAGGCCAGCUCCAUCUUUCGCCCAGCUGAGCACCCGCUUGGUCACCGAGGGAGAAAAGGUGGCCGUGAUCCCAAACCGUGAGCUACAUUCUCAGGGGAUGGUGACUCAGCAGGUGUAGGGAUAAUCGCUGGGUCCGGAGGGAGGACACUCCCCACCUGCAGGCAGCCUCAGUCUGCCUGCACGUGUGACCUUGGGGUGCAGGGCACACUCCGCCACAGACAAGCCACCGCUGUCUGAACACCGUUCCCUCUGUCUAACCUUUUGCCGUCUCAGCAGUCUGCGGUGCCCUGUCUGUAAGCUUUGUCUCGGAGACCUUUUGUCUCCUUUGUCAUACACUGUGCAAGGGGAAAAUGACGCGGUGGAAACAGGUUCCAAAAUAACUUUGUACCACCCCACGAUCUCAGGACUGGAAGAUGUGUAAAGGUCACAGCCCCAAAUGUAUCUGCCUGGGUUUGCAUAUUUGUGUCAAUAAAAGGAGCCUCCACAGAGCUGGCCGGCAGCUUGCUUGCAGCUCACCUGUGCGCAGCUCACCUGCAUUAUCAACUCCUGCCUCAUGUCCAUCACUUCAACCUGGGGCCAGGGUGCCCCCUGCCAGCCUGGUGACCUUGGCCAGGAAAAGUGACGUGGCCCCUUCUUCUCUCCUUCCCCCUCAGCUUUCUUCCUGUGCCUGCUCUCCUUCUCCAGUCUCCAGCCGGCCAUCCUCUUCCCUCUCUACUUGGCUGUGGUGAGUGACGGGGGGGGGUCCUUGGAGGGGCUGAAGCAAAUGCACUGGUCUUGCCUCGGCUCCUGGACUUCAGUGCUGGCGAAGGGAGGGGCUCCCACUUAUGUCACCCCUUUCCUGCAGAGCUGGCUCCUUUUCCAAACGCCCUCCCUUGUGGCGUGUUCCCUCAGCCUCCUCUCCUCUCCCCUCUCCUUGGGAGUCCCCUGGGCAGCCGCAGCUGCCGCCCCUGGUCUCUGAGCUGUCCCCUCCUGCCCCAGAGAGAGGUGCCUCCUCACACUGCCCCACAGGGGCUUGGGAUGCAACCCCUGGCCAGCCCUAGAGGUGCCAUUUGCCUGCGGAGCUUAUAGUCAGUGUUGUAAACAAAAUCUGCCCUUUUUCCCUUAUGGGGUAUCCAAGAGUCCUUAAGUGGGUUCUCCAUCGGUAGGAGAAAAUAACUGAGGCCAACCAGAGAAUAUUGAGAAGCAAAGCAGCUAGUAAGCCUGAUCUUUAUUGAUCUGCUGCAACAGGGUGCUCCCCUGAGGAGGACCCCCAACCAAGGCGUGCCAGCCCAUAUAUAGACAUUUUAAAUUCCCCGCCCUGGAGCUCAAGACCCCUCCAUACAUCACAGAAGGGGUGUAACCCCAGACCACCCCCCACAAACAUCAUACCUACAUCACAGAAAAGACGGUCUACAACAGAAAUGUGAAUGUUGUUGUUUUUCCUGCCUGCCAGGUUUUCUGAUAAUGCCUUAUCUGAUUGCCUUUCCUGGUAGUCUGGCCAUUCCUUUGAAAUGGUGAUUACUAAAUUCCUGUAAUAAGGAAGGUUUUUUCACCUCCUCCCUCCUUGCAGAGAAACAUUUGGCCAGCUGGGGGGUCAAAAUGGUUUCAGGACUGUCUUCCUGUGCUGCUUCAGACAUGUGGUUUAUAUAUUUAUGCAUGUGUUUGCUUGGUACAUUUAUGAACAUUUAAUAUAUAUCUAAGACCUUAAAAUUCUUAUUACACCAGGGCUGCUGCAACAAAGAGCUGUGCAAGAGAUGUGAGAGGGCAUCUGAGGAGGGAGGGAAGGACAGAAGGACAGAGGCCAGGUUGCCUGAGGCACCCCUGCCCAUCAUUCAAGGCACCCCCGGGUGCCACAGCACACUGGUUGAAAACCACUGAUCUAACCAAACAAAGCCAUGCGGUGGUCAGCCACAGAAAUGCCAGCAGAGCAAUCCACCAGAGGCGGCCUUGGAUACUUUAAGUGAUUGCAGGAUUGCAAGUGGGGUCUCAACUCCCUGGAUCUCUGGGCCCCCGUGAAGUUUUCCCCCUCCCCAGCCUCCCCUUGCUCUGCCAGAGCACACCCGUCUCCCCCCGAGAUGCUGAAGCUGCUGGAUUUUGCGCCCCCCCGUAAGCGUAACGCCUCCUCUUUUCCCUUUCUGCAGGCCCUGACCGUCUCCCUGCAAGGCUUCUUGCACAGCCUGGUCUACGGGUGGCUGCGGCAGAACUUCCGCCGGGAGGUGACCGGGGAGCAGAUGCCCCUCCUGGGCCACCAGGGCCAGAAAGCCUUUUUCGAGGACUCCCUGGCCAUAUGCAGGGAGGGCUGA